AGUUUAAUAUACCAUAAGGAGUAGCAAGCAUCAAAAGUUUAAAAAAAAGAAGUUUGAUCGUAAUACAAAUGAUAUGACAAUUAUUAAUAAUAGGAAAACCUAUUGUUUGAUAAAGUUUCUUUGUAUGAAAGUACAUUACUGUAUCUUUCUUUAUCAGUUAUACCCGAAUUAUGUAGUAUUGCAAUUUUCUGUAUUUUGGUUUUUUGCUAUUGGCGAGUAUAUAGUAGAAAGUGAGUAGGUUUAUUUAUAAUAGGCAUUUUUUCUUUCAAUUUGAAUAACUGUACUGUACGUCGUUUUUUUUGUGACGGAGGCGUG
Messenger RNA from Rhizophagus irregularis DAOM 181602=DAOM 197198, 315 nucleotides. The record is from RefSeq and is a predicted model, not a curated record. NCBI's taxonomy places the organism in Eukaryota, Fungi, Glomeromycota, Glomeromycetes, Glomerales, Glomeraceae.